AUGAACAGCGACUUGAAGGCUGACAUCGUCGCCUGUGUCAGGAGCGAGAUGGCCAAACUAAAGGGCCAAAUAACCACGCAGCUUCAACAGCAGGCACGGCCUGCCUCAUACGCCCAGGCCGCUGCGACCAGCAGUGGGCCGGGCUCUCUUCCCAGCGUGACCACUAUGCCACCAGCCCGCGGUACAUCUAACAACAAGCCGGCCAUCGUGGUGACCCCAAAGGUAACCCCCAAAUCACGACAGGAAGCAAUCGAGGGGUUUAAGAAGAGCAUAUCGUACCGCACAGCGAAUUAUGCACCAGCUAGGGUUCAGGCAGUGUCAAAUCACAAACUUAGAGUGGAAUUUGACACAACCGAACAACGUAAUGACACCCUACAAAAGCUAAAAUCGUCUGAGCACGUAAGCGUUGAGCCGGCUAAGGGACUGCGGCCAAUGAUUAUACUAAAGGGUAUAUCCAAAGAUAUACCAGCUGAAGAGAUAGCUGGUAUUGUCAGGGGGCAGAACCCAGAGUUGAAAGAGGCUUUUAUUGAGGACGAUGACAUGCGCCUCCGAUUUAGGCGUAGCAACAAAAACCCGGGGCUAUACAACGCAGUGUUUCUUGUGGCACCCAAACUCUUUCGUAAAUUCAUUGAAAAGGGCAAAAUCAGUGUUGACUACCAGCGACUACACAUCAGCGAAUUCUCACCCUUUCUGCAGUGCCACAGGAGUCUGCAGUUUGGGCACAUUAAAAAAUGUAACAUUGAUCGUUCAAAAAAGAGUUUACAUGAAUUUAUUCUUUCUUUCAUGGCAGGUGGUUAUCAAAUUGCAUUGCUGUCGGAGCCAUAUGUUGGCUCAGGAAAUGAGGUGCGACCAACUCAGGGACUCAACAUACAUCAAUUUGGUGGAAAAGGUAGAGUUAAGGCGUGUAUACUCACUAAACCAGGCUGCGGUCAGGUGAUUGGUAUGUCACAAUACUCUAACUCAAAUCUUUGCGUUAUUCAAUUCACAAGUGGCGGUCAUAAAAUACUCAUAGCCUCCGCAUAUAUCGAACCGAAUUCAGACGAAAAUAACACAUUAGAGCAUAUAGAUAAUUUUCUCAAGAUCUCCCGAUGCCCAAAUACCAUCAUUGGCGGUGACUUUAAUGGAUGGCACCAUCUAUGGGGCAGUAAGACCAAUAACCCUAGAGGAUGUGCGGUAGUGGAGCUGGCACAUGCAAAUGAUCUCUUCGUUUGCAAUGUCGGCACCUCACCCACCUUUGAAACCGUCACACACGGCAGGGAUCGGACUUCUAUAAUAGACCUCACAUUGGCCCAUGGACACAUAUUUGACCGUGUAGUCGGGUGGAAGGUCAACCUCAACGCCUGCCCUUCAUCGCAGCAUAAUGCGGUGGAAUACGAGAUUGCGACUGAGAAUUCUUCCUUGAACUCCUCAUCGAUAACCAACUCCACGUUUAAGUACAACAGCAACAAGGCCAAUUGGGGAAUAUUCAAGGAUGCACUCCACACGCUUAUGACCAAUACAGAUAUAUUGGAGAGAGACAUCGGAUCGCUGAACACAGCUGGCUUGGAGAAAUUGAUUGAUGACAUCUGCGGGAUCAUUCAUAAAGCGUGUGAAGAAUCUAUGCCGACAAAGAAAGGCCGAUCCCUGACGAAGCAUCGCCCGUUAUGGUGGACGGAAAAACUGACAGACCUCAAAAAAGAAGUCAUCCAGUUACACCACAGACUAAACCGAAUGAGACGUCGGAAUCUGCCUCUAGACCAACUAGCAGAGGAAUUAAAUAAUAAAAAAGGCAAUAUAUGCGGAGGAACUGAGGGCGGAGUCUUCCAGGAGUUUUAG
Messenger RNA from Parnassius apollo (apollo), 1815 nucleotides. Lineage: Eukaryota; Metazoa; Arthropoda; Insecta; Lepidoptera; Papilionidae. The record is from the annotation of a GenBank genome assembly.